This is a messenger RNA of Psilocybe cubensis, 759 nucleotides long. RefSeq lists its product as uncharacterized. Gene Ontology annotation, cellular component: signal peptidase complex; membrane. The transcript has 4 exons. Gene Ontology annotation, biological process: protein targeting to ER. The record is from RefSeq and is a predicted model, not a curated record. Lineage: Eukaryota; Fungi; Basidiomycota; Agaricomycetes; Agaricales; Agrocybaceae. The coding region runs from base 1 to 759 and encodes 252 amino acids.
AUGGCUCGCAGCAAAAAAAUUCCUGAACUCACCACCACCCCUACCGAUACAAACAACGCCCAAACUCUCAGCCCAACCUCCAGUCGCACACGAUCACCACCGUCACCAGAAUCAGAACGACCUAUGGGACCUUUAUCUGCCGCUCUACCCUCUUCAACCAGAGACGUUGUGAAAGUCAACAAUGGGAGUGCUACAGAGCUCAAGAAUGCUUGUGAUGAUGCUGUAAAACGUUACCUAUCACGACCGGAGCUCUUCAGACAAGAUCAUCGUCAUACAGACGUCCGCCUGGCGCUUGGUUGGUUGAGUGUAUUCGUGGCCGCGGGUACGGCUCUCUAUGGAUAUAAGAUUGACUUCGAAAAGUCAAAGCCUGUCGUUACCUUGGGACUUAUCCUAUAUAUCAUCUUGACAGUUGGGCAAACACUCUACGCAUACUUCUUUGAAGGCAAUACCAUUUUUGUAGGGAAAAGAAAAUCUUUGUCAAAGCGUAUUAUAAGUGAACGCAUUCAACUCGCGUCAUCAACAAUACCACCAGCAAAAUCAUCAUCAUCACUAUCUCCUUCGAACUCUCCUUCUUAUCAACUCGCCAUUACGUAUGUCCGCUCCACGAACAAGGGCAAAUCCCUCCUCGCCAAAGGGCGAACAAAAGGCGCACAAUCAUAUAGCUCAUUUUUUGAUGACCAAGGAAACAUGGAUCAAGAGGGAUUUGAGCGAUGGGUGGGAGAACUUGUUGAACAGGCCAUGGAUGGGAAGUCGGCAUGA